GUUAUAAUUCAAUUUAUAGUUUGUUGUUUGGUUAUAUAGUGGUAGUGAGCGUUUUUGUUUUUCACUAUGGCUGACAAGAUCAUUGAUGUUGACACAAUUUUAAAAAAUGACCCGAAUAUAAAACAGGAGGAUAUAAAGAGCAUGCGAGAAUGGUUGGAGAAACAACCGCAUUUGCCGGAAAUAACAGAUUUGCAAAUAAUACUUUUCCUGCAAUGCUGCUACUACAGGAACGAGGCAGCCAAAAUCGCCUUGGACAACUGUUUCACCAUCAAAACUCUAUGUCCGGACAUUUUUGCAAACAGGGAUGCCAAUCACAAGGACCUGAACUUAGCUCUAAACACCACAUUAGUAACGACAAUGCCCAAAAAAACUCCUGAAGGUUACUGCGUUGUGUACACAAGAUUGGUGGACUGUAAUUCCGACAAUUUUGUACUCUCCAGUCAUAUCAAAUACAUGGACAUGGUUGCCACCCAUCAUUUAUGUACGGAGGGCCCAUGCAAGGGCCUAGUUAUCAUCAACGACAUGGAAGGUGCUGUGGUCGGGCAUCUAACAAAAGUUAACAUCAUUGUAGCUAAAAAACUGAUGUACUACUUACAGGAAGCUAUGCCUGUUAGACUAAAGGGCAUACAUUUAAUUAAUGUGGUGUCUUGGGUAGAUAAGCUCGUGGCCAUGUUAAAACCUUUCAUGAAAAAAGAACUUUUUGAAUUGUUGUGUAUACAUCCUAAAGUAGACGACGCACUAUUAAAAGUUGUAUUCAAAGAAUGUCUACCAAAAGAACUUGGUGGUACUGAGACAAUCGCAGCUCUACAUGAAAAAAUCAAGAAAGCCAUUCACAACAACACGGAACUCUUCAAAAAAGAAGAAAUGCAGAAAGUUGACGAAACCAAACGCCCAGGAAAAGCAAAGAAUGUGGGAGAAAUUUUUGGUAUUGAAGGAACAUUUAAAAAACUCGAAGUUGAUUAAAAAUUGUUAUUUAUAACACUAUUGUCACUUAUGUUAUUGAAUAAAUGUUAUUUACUUGACU
This is a messenger RNA of Brassicogethes aeneus, 1024 nucleotides long. The record is from the annotation of a GenBank genome assembly. NCBI's taxonomy places the organism in Eukaryota, Metazoa, Arthropoda, Insecta, Coleoptera, Nitidulidae.